UCCCAUACCGACUUGCUCCCCCGUUGACAUAACCCCUCUCUCUCUCUCUCUCUCUCUCCCUCUCUCUCUCUCUCGCUAUAAUUCUCAAUCACUCUCUCUCUCUAGAAAUCACCACCGGCGGCGAUGAACCUAUCCGACGGCGGCGUGCGGCUGGAGCUGAUGCAGACGACCUCCUCCCCGCUGGCGAUCGACGUCUCGGAGACGGCGGAGACGAGGAUCCGACGCCUGAUAUCGGAGAAUCCAGUCAUCAUCUUCAGCAAAUCCGCAUGCUACAUGUGCCACGUCAUGCGGCUACUCCUCUCUGGCAUCGGAGUCCACCCCACCGUCAUCGAAUUGGACGACGAUGAUGAGAUCUCCGCCGUCCCUUCCGACGACGACGACGACGGUGGCGGCGCCGCCGCACCGGCGUUGUUCAUCGGAGGGACAAGAGUCGGCGGACUGGAGAGACUGAAUGCUCUCCACGUCGGUGGUCACCUGGUUCCCAAGCUCGUUGAAGUUGGUGCUCUCAGUGGUUUGGUAUUGUAAUUUUGUACUAGUAUUUUAUUUUAUUGGUAGUCUCAGUCUCUGUCUCUGUCAGUUUAUGAAAAUCUGUAUUAUUGUAAUUGAAAAAGAAAAUGCAAACCCACAAUUAUUAGCAAUAAUAUUGAUUAUAAUAAUAAUUAAUAAUUAAUUUCCUCUUUUUGUA
This is a messenger RNA of Camellia sinensis, 685 nucleotides long. Its product is annotated as Thioredoxin superfamily protein. NCBI's taxonomy places the organism in Eukaryota, Viridiplantae, Streptophyta, Magnoliopsida, Ericales, Theaceae. The record is from RefSeq and is a predicted model, not a curated record.